GAAAAGCGAUGUUGUGAAUUAGUUUUAGAACUAGUCACCGCGUGCUCGAAUGUUCCUCUCGUGUCGAAUACAUUGUUGAACGCCUCAAAAUAUUGUUGAUCUCAAAACGUGGGUGAUCCAACGACUCAUUUCGCCAUUAAAAACAGGAGAGUGCCCGAGAACGGUUGUCACACAACUCGGAGACCAGACUCGAAGUGACCGGUCUUCUCCCUGGCGUAUUCUGUAACCAGUGUUGAAUAUCUCGCACGCGGCAGAGCCCUGACCCACGACCAGCUUGACCUAAGAGGCUCCUUUGCGUCAUGGUGUGUGCCGCUUGACUAUGACAACAAGUUGAAUUGCUCCACCAUCAACACCUGCGUGAAUUGCUGGUGGUUCUUAUCGACAAUGUUUUCAGGGUCACUUCCCAAAUCGGUAGAGGCAGUCGAUGUCAAGUUGGCACAGCACUGAAGAAGAUCUACAUGUUCUGUGCCAUCAAGUGAUUUGAUGUCUCUAUCGACACCAUAGUCAGAGUAUAUUCGUACUGGCAGAAGAGUGCAUCAAACUGAAACCGCCAUGGAUGUUAGAUUGGGCAUCGAGAAGUACCCCCUUGUCCACCAACCUUGCUUCCUCGCAGCUUUGUUCGUCUUGUUGUGCACACCGUCUAUUUGCGAUGGACUAUUCACUUGGCAAACUUAUAAAUCUCAACAACUGGACGGGCUGCAAGCCCUUUUGAAAGCAUGGAAGAGCACUCCCAAGAUUGAGAGUAACUUGGCAGGGUGGAACGAGUCUCAAAAAUACCCUUGCAACCAAGAUGUGACAGAAGAUAUAGCUCCCAAUUGGCGUGGGGUGCAGUGUCUCCAGUACAUCAACUGUUUUUACACAAAUAAAGAGAAUACGACCAGAGAUUGCAGUACUUAUAUCAUAGGCCUGACUCUACAAAAUGCAUCAAUUGUAGGCUCUCUACCACGAGAUAUUGGAUACAUUUCCACGCUGACUACACUGGAGCUGACAGGAAAUCCACAACUCACCGGACCUCUUCCAGUGACAUUGAAUGAGACUAGCCUUUACGUUCUGGAUCUUCAUGACAAUGCGUUUGAGGGGGAGUUCCCAUUUUUUGGGGAUGAGUACGAGUCGCUCUUGACAUUAGACCUCAGUGGCAACAAGUUUAAUGGGUCCUUCCCGUAUCUUCAAAUCAAGAAUAUGGUGUUCCUUCAGAUAUUAAACAUCGCCAGAAAUGAUUUUAAAGGGCCGAUACCAGAACCAGCCCUUGAGAACAUUACCCAGCUUGUCGAACUGGAUCUUUCUAGCAACGCUUUGAAUGGAACUGCGCCUACUCUUAAAACGAUUAAGAACCUCCAAGUAUUAGACUUGUCCAGUAACAUGUUUACCGGGACACUGCCAGACCUGACAACGAUGCAUUCCUUACGCAGUGUGAAUUUGAGCAGGAAUGCGUUCACAGGAGCGGUUUUGUUGUCGUCGUUUUUUAACAGAACUGAGAACAACAGUCUUUCAGUGUUGGAUCUGUCGUUCAAUCAACUGACAACCGAUCCCAAUUUUUGGAACAUCUCGGAACUUGGCUCCCUUCAGGAACUGUAUCUAGACAACAAUCUCAUUAAUGGGACACUGAACAUCAGUCAACUUCAUGCCCUGGGCUUGCUCAGGACUAAAAUUACAAACUCAUCAUCAUCCACAAACUCAACAUCAAGCGUUCUAAGAGUACUUUCAUUGAUGAACAACAACAUUAGCAAGGUUAUCUACGAUGUGAAUGAUAUCGCAAACACCGCCACAGUUAUCAAACUACAAGAGAAUCCCUUCUGCAAUUUUUCAGAUCCCAAUGACGGGACGAGAUGUUUCUGUGAACAAUUCUGCUCCAUUUCAGGUUCAACGGAAGAUAGCAAACGUAAGAUUGUGAUAAUCGCAGUGGUGGUCAGUGUAACAUCACUGCUGAUCCUCCUGGUCAGUCUGGCUGCUCUAUUGUAUAGAAACACAAAGUACAAGCGAUAUCUCCAGCUUCAGGUCCAACAAAGGUUUGAGGAGUUUGAGGUUAAACCAACUAUAUUCCACUACAGCGAGCUUCGAACUGCCACACGAGACUUCAAUGCUGAUUUGAAGUUGGGCGAGGGAGCCUUCGGGGCAGUGUACAAGGGUACAUUGCCAAAUGGAAAUACAAUGGCUAUAAAACAACUAUUUGCCAAGACUUCUAAAGGUGUAGAUGAAUUCUUAAAUGAAGUUAUUUUGCUAACUGGAAUGAAGCAUAGGAACCUUGUGAACUUAAAAGGUUGUUGUAUUCGUGAGCAACAACGAUUGUUGGUGUAUGAGUAUGUGGAUAAUAGUGACGUUGAUCAAGUUCUUCUAACAAGUUCAAAUAAGAAUCUCUUAAAUUGGCAUGUACGGUUAAAGAUUUGUUUAGGAGUGGCUCGUGGUUUACAUUACCUCCAUGCACUUGCACAUCCAAAGAUCAUUCAUCGUGAUAUUAAAGCUAGCAACAUUUUAAUAACCAAGUAUUAUGAAGCCAAGAUAGCAGACUUUGGCUUGGCAUUGUUUUUUCCUGAUGAACAAAGUUACAUAUUGACUAAACAUGUUGCUGGUACCAAGGGAUAUUUGGCACCAGAAUAUGCAUCACUUGGUCAAUUAAGUGAUAAGGUGGAUGUAUUUAGCUUUGGAGUCUUAUGUUUGGAGAUUAUAAGUGGAAGAAGAAAUAUUGAUGAGAAAUAUCCUCUUGACAAAGUUUACUUAACUAGAUGGAUAUGGGAUUUGUAUCGACAAGAUAAAUUAAUGGACUUAGUAGACAAAACAAUGACUUUGAAAGAUGAAGAAAAGAUGGAGGUUCAUCGUGCAAUCAACAUUGCUUUGCUUUGUAUCCAAAAUGAAGCAGAGCAACGACCAAGCAUGGAGCAAGUGGUGGCAAUGUUACAAGGACAAGGUGAGUCAGAGAUUGUAGUUCUAAAACCAAGAAGUGAAGAAAAACUCAUGGAGAAUAUCAAGUUGGUUGUUGAGGGUAAAAGUAGCCUUGGCACUAUAAAGGAGGAAGAUGAAUUGUCAUUUUUAAGUUCUUCAAGGCAAAGUAGAAAGUAUUUAAGGGAUGAUUAUUCUACUGGUGUUGUGCUAGAGCUUAGUGAAAUAAGACUUAGAUGAUUCAUCUAUUCUAGUAAUGUUUUAUGAGUAGGAUAUAACUUCUUGAAUUUUUAAAAUAAAAAUAAGAAAUAUGGAAAUAUAAAAUAAUUAAAAUA
Physcomitrium patens is the source of this 3209-nucleotide messenger RNA. RefSeq lists its product as uncharacterized. Gene Ontology annotation, molecular function: ATP binding; protein kinase activity; protein binding. The record is from RefSeq and is a predicted model, not a curated record. Gene Ontology annotation, biological process: protein phosphorylation. NCBI's taxonomy places the organism in Eukaryota, Viridiplantae, Streptophyta, Bryopsida, Funariales, Funariaceae.